AUGGAAGGAAUUAUCGCAGGAUACAAUUUAUACAUUGAGUGUCGGAAAUCUUACUUUGAUCGAACUAUCCUAUCGCUGGAACAGUAUAAACAAUUCCUGUUGUCCUCAGCUUCCAAGGCGCGACAGGAUCUGCUGCUACACAUCGUUGAUUACUCCAAGGCGGGGUACAAUACUUUGCUGCUUUGCGAACUUGCAGCACUAUGUCCAUUCUAUCUUCCCUCCGCUUUGAAGGAUAUACAGGAGACACAGCAAGAUUUGACACUCUGGCUUGGAGCAACACAUAACGGUAACUUAAACCGACAGACAUAUGCUACCUUAUUCCGUAUGCUCCGUCUAUUGUUGCCAAAGUCUCAGUCACACCUGUUGAACCUCCUUGAUGCGCAGAUGUCGAUGCUCCAAUGCCGCAUCAGUCGCUUAGAUUUUACUCUGCCACUGCUGAUGACAACGCGUAUAUUGACACAGCAACUAUUGGAAGAGAACCCAUGGCACCCUAUGAUCGGCAAUCUCCAUAUUAUGGAUUUUGAAAUAUCGAGAAGGCCUCUGUCUUUAGGGAGGUUCGAGAGAUUUUGCAUCGUACUUCACAGUCUUAUGGCUGAUAUUGUUCCUACCAACCAGACUAUUCCAAUAUCACUUGGCAGGACUUUCGAAAUGAGCGGCACAUGGCAUCCACGCCAGCUAGAGGCUGCGCAUGGAGUGUUGCAAUGGACUGAAAAGCAUACUGCUUGGUUUACAUGCCUCCCACAAAUUCCAACGGAUCUUGCCCAAUUUCGACAGCACCUUGCUUCAUGUAACACCAUAUAUGUUCGAAAUAUCUUGAUUUCUCUUAAAACUACUGAGAGAUUUUUACCAACGCAGUGGCUCCUGUCACUGUAUGCAUUAGCUGCUCUGUGUCCGCCAUGGCUUUUGACAGCCGGGGUUGAAGGGGAUCUUAUUCUUCUCGUUCACGCUUUUCACACAUGUCAAAUGACUCCAACAAGUUUCAAGGCACUCCAUCAACUGCUGAGCAUCACAUCUUUUAAUAAUCAGCCACCAGAGCUCGCGCAUGAUCUGGAAAUUAUCCAAACGAGGAUACAGUGGUCACCAAACGCUUUCGAGCACUCUAUUAUAUCGGCUGUGUCUCAGUUGGAAGCAGUGUUUCACUGCCAAGUCCAGUCAUAUGGGCCGAAGGCGAUACUGGCGUUGAAGGCGAUACUGGCGCUUAAGCACCAACUCAAAUCCAUAGAACCAUUGAAGAAAUUUGUUUCGCUAUUACGAGGGUUGGAGUAUCUUCAAAAGCAGCGCAUCCAGAAUUCUUCCAAAGGUCCGGAACUUUUAUCAGAAUCUUCUGGGACAUGCUCUAUUUCCAGCCCUUCAGCUUCGACCCGUGGAACAGUUUCUGAUAUCGAUUCUGUUUUGCCCUUCUCACAUCCUUCACCCGAUUCUGCUACAAAGUGUGGCUAUCCAAAUGAUACAAUGGCAGAAAAACGGCGUUAUAAGUGUUGCUGGAACGACUGUGGAAAGUUGUUUCGACGCAAACACGAUUUGGAUAGACACUACCGUUGCCACAAGCAAGACCGCCGAUAUCGUUGCACGGUGCCUGCUUGCGACAAGAGCUUCGUUCAGAGUAAUGCUCUUACAGUCCACUCGAGGACUCAUACUGGUGAGAGACCUUAUGUGUGCGAGUAUGAAAAUUGCGGCAGGUCCUUCUCCGACGCAAGUAUCUCACUAUCCAGUCUAGCUAAGUCAUAUAUUUGCUGA
Talaromyces atroroseus is the source of this 1737-nucleotide messenger RNA. RefSeq lists its product as hypothetical. Gene Ontology annotation, biological process: regulation of transcription by RNA polymerase II. Lineage: Eukaryota; Fungi; Ascomycota; Eurotiomycetes; Eurotiales; Trichocomaceae. Gene Ontology annotation, cellular component: PcG protein complex; transcription regulator complex. Bases 1 to 1737 code for a protein of 578 amino acids. Gene Ontology annotation, molecular function: RNA polymerase II cis-regulatory region sequence-specific DNA binding; DNA-binding transcription factor activity, RNA polymerase II-specific. The transcript has 4 exons. The record is from RefSeq and is a predicted model, not a curated record.